This is a messenger RNA of Saccostrea echinata, 777 nucleotides long. Its product is annotated as soma ferritin-like. The record is from RefSeq and is a predicted model, not a curated record. Gene Ontology annotation, biological process: intracellular iron ion homeostasis; iron ion transport. Gene Ontology annotation, molecular function: ferric iron binding; ferrous iron binding. NCBI's taxonomy places the organism in Eukaryota, Metazoa, Mollusca, Bivalvia, Ostreida, Ostreidae. Bases 85 to 600 code for a protein of 171 amino acids. Gene Ontology annotation, cellular component: cytoplasm. The transcript has 4 exons.
ACGUACGGGCAAAUCAAAACACAAAUCCACCCUUUUACAAAAGAUUCUUACUUCAACAUCAGCCACAGGAAAUAAACACCAACAAUGGCAGAAUCACAAUGUCGUCAAAAUUUCCACCAAGAGAGCGAAGCUGGCAUCAACCGCCAGAUUAACUUGGAGCUGUAUGCCAGCUAUACCUACCAAUCCAUGUCCUUCUACUUCGAUCGUGAUGAUGUGGCUCUCCCUGGAUUCAGCAAGUACUUCAAGAAAGCUUCUGACGAGGAGCGAGAACACGCCGAGAGGCUGAUGAAGUACCAGAAUAAGAGAGGGGGACGCAUCGUCCUCCAGGACAUCAAGAAACCCGACCGUGAUGAGUGGGGUACUGGCCUGGAUGCCAUGCAGGUGGCGCUUCAGCUGGAGAAGACUGUGAACCAGUCUCUCCUUGACCUUCAUAAGGUCGCCGAUUCCCACGGAGAUCCACAGAUGACUGACUUCAUCGAGAGACAUUACCUGGAGGAGCAAGUGGACGCCAUCAAAGAGAUUUCUGACCACAUCACGCAGCUGAAGAGAGUCGGAAGUGGAUUGGGAGAGUAUGAAUACGACCGUCGUCUUGACUCCUAAAGGUCAAAGUUCAAAAGGACACUCAGUUAUACACCCUUUAAAAUUUGUUUGGACCUUUUCCAAGACGUAUAAGUGAAAAUUUGAGCAUUUUUAUUAGACACUGGGGAAAAAAAACGGAAAAAAAAGAUUAUGGGUGUACAAAAAAAUUGAUAAACAAAUAAAAAUUGCAAAAUGUUA